AAAAUUCCGGCUUUUUCCACUGAACAAUUGGAUUGAUCUGAAAAUGGAAAACAGGCAUAUGGAAAUAUUCUGCAGGAUAAACACAAUGUUUGGUUUUACGGAUAUUGAUCAUCAAAUUAUAUAAUGCAACUACUUCUGAGAUGCUAAACAGGCUAUGCUAAAUGGCUAUUGAGUGAAUAAACCGGUCGAACAAGCCUGCACAUCAUGCUACGUUACCAGUUAAUGUCCGUAGUGACCACCAGAUGGCCGAUUACCUUCAUCAUUUUCUCAUUAUCGAAUUAUGGAAUUUCGAGGUCGAUAGAACCGAUGGCUGUGCAAGAGAAAUCCGUGAUUAAUUUAGCUGGGACCCGCUUCAUAAUGGACGGCAUAUAUAUUUGGGUUAAUGGUGCCAGUUGGUUUGAUGCCAGGAUAUCUACCGGGAUAGAUAUAUCAUGCGUAAGAGUGAAUCAAAUUUUCGUGCCGCCCGUCGUUGUCCGUACAUUUAAACGCAGCGAGCAAUCGACUCUCGGACAUUAGGAGGCGAACACAGAGGCAGACGCGCGCGGAACAAAACAAGAAGGGUGUGAGUUAUACCGUGACCGUUUUGAUGGAUUAAUUCGCAAACCAAACGGAAGGCUGCUGCAUAGACUGAUUUCGACGUAACCCGUUUUAUUUUUCUCGUUAUACAAGCCAGAGAGCAUUGAAAAACGGCUGAUCGCAUUGCUCUUCGAUCUGUAUAGGUAAUUAAUUGCUUCACAUCGUUGGAAGAGAUAUGAAUGACAUAGAACGCAUGCUCUUACGAAACAAAAGCACGGAGAAACGUCGAAAGAGCGAUGGAGAGUAAAGAGGCGGCAUGGUACACCACCAUAAAGAUCUGACAAGAGAAGAGAGGGCCAUCAGUUAAUCCGCAAGGCUGCCGACCGCACAAGAUGAAUGUUCGAUGUGCGAACCACCUGCUUUAACGUGCGGAUGAGUUUUGGAUAUAAAUCUUGGAUAAAAUCGUUGAACACUAACCUUGAUGAUUAAUUCCUAUUAUCGCAAACAUCAAGAUUUGUCGAAAGAUAUAUCGGAUAAUAAUUGGACUACAUCUCAGUGUUUUCGAAAGGACAUUCAGGGAUUCUGACAUAACCUCAUCGAACAUCCGUGUUUUGGUUUUCGCCGCAUUGGAUUUCGUUCGUCGGAUCAGUGAGUUAUUAAAAUCAGUUAUUAGUGCGUUAUUUAAGAAUUAAAUUACAUUUUUUCAAAAAUUUUUCAACAUUUUAAAUUCUGAAUAUAAAGAACGAUUAUACUUGUGAAUAUACAAGGUGAAAGAUAUGCUACCUGUUUAAAAAAAGCAGCAAUUAUCUAAUCGAUUAGCUAAAUUCAAAUCGCUUAUCAAAUUUCCUUUGAAAUUAUUAUCCAUUGUGAGAAUCUCGACCAGAGAGCGCCGAAGAGAUCCUUCAUCUUCGACGUUUCCGGCCAGAAGCAAGAUGCGAAGAUAUCGAGUCGAGCGAGGACGAUCAGCGACGGUCAUCGAGGAGUGUCGUCGAAUGCGCUCGUAAACCGGCGGGCCGCAUCGGAACGGAUCCACAUCACCGAUGAGAAAGAAAAAACGGACAGGACAACGUGGCAGGUCGAAGAUCGCGAUCAAGAGGCCGCGGAAUUCGGCGUUUCUUACCGGCGACCGACGGGGCUGACCGCAUAUUCGGCUCCAAUCGCCGAAGCAACUGGGCGAAGAUCUCGGCGAGCGGCUAGAUCCAGCCGCGUUUUUCUCCACGUCGACGGUCGGAUGAUUCACAUCGGACACGGCACAAAAUUUACAUCGACACGCGCGCAAAAACCGUCUCGCUAUCGAAUGCUGCAACGAUAUCGACUCGAUGCGAUUCGAAAGGAAUCGGUUUGCAAAAGAGAGAGCUUCGAGUGUUAUUAAUAAUCUGCUCGGCGUUGAAAGAAAAUUUUAGUCGUUUUGUGGAAUAUUAACAUUAAGAACAUUUUUUGUGCAGCCAUAAUAGUGAGAAAAUCAGAGAAAGGAAGAGAGAUAUGUCGAGAUUUAACUGUUGACGGAGGAACAAUGAGAAUUAGACAAUCUUUUAGCAAAGAAAAUAUAAUAUUGAAUAGGAUGUAUGUAUAAAAGGUAGUGUUUCUUUAUUAAUUAGUGAAAAUAACAUAAUGUACGUAAUAACAAUCGCACAAAACAAUCGUUAUUGAUUGAAUUUUUGCAGUUUUGUUUCACGCACAAUAAUUCCAAAAGUUUAUCUCACAGUAUUUACGGAAUUAGAGAACAUCCGUGGCUCUAUUGCGAUUUAAGAAACAUAUCUGCAAUAAAUAUCUUGCUAUACUUAACUGUUGUGUUUAAAUCAGAAGCACAUGUGGCAUAUAUCAAAACAUCGUUUAUCAAGAAGCAAGUGUUUCCUAUGCUAAACAGUGGGCAACAUCGAAAUCGCGAUUCGGCGGAUUUGACGUCCGACAAGAUCGACACUACGCUAUUCAAGGUUAUGGUCGAGAUAAACCGGGUCUCGCGAACGAUCCGAUAAGCAGCCAGCGCGGCGGUCCGUCGGCAGUUGGAAGCAUUGGCGAGUGCGCGGCUAACUUCAGGCCCGCUCGGACCUUGCUAGAAGACGCGCGGUGCGUCGACGGCGACUUUCGGCUCGAUCGAAGAUAUCAACUCGAAGACGUGGACUCGACUCGGAGCGAUCGUGAGCAGAAAAGAAGAGACAUAAAUUUUGAAGAAUCAAAAACAUCGCAUGUAUCGCACUAAACGAUGCCGACUCGGGGAUUCUUUCGUCGAAAUUAAGUAAGAAAAAGUGACGUGAAUUGGUACGAUUAAAAAUACGGCAUGUAUCACACGAAAUAACACAGGUUAGGAUUUCCACGCAUAGAGUUAGUCGAAGUAGAGAAAAGUGACAAAUUUUGUGUGAUUGAAAACAUCGUAUGUAUUCGAGCGUGUAUGUGAUCGAACUUUUGAUCGUCGGCGUCCGUUAAUCCUACUCGGUUUUGCUUGUUUUUGCCCGAUUAUUUUCCAUCAAUUACAUUUUUGUAACAGCAAUAAGUGCGAACAACUUGAAAUCCAAAAAGAGAGACUGCAAUUAGCUAAAUGUAGAAAGUACAAAAAGAUUUAAGAUGUCGGCCGAGAAAAUACUGCAUCGCGAUCGGAAAAUCGCAUACAUUUGUUCAGCGUAAACCGUUUCAUCGACAAUAAAUCGUCAAGCGGCUUGUGCGAUAGUGUUGGCGGAACUAUUUACAAACAGCCCAUUCAAGUCUCGUGCUACGAGCUUGUAAACGAGUCUCAAACUCAACGGGUAUUUCUGUUACAGAAAAAACAUUCUCUUUCGUGACUUCGUCGUUUAGCAGCAAUCACAAGAAUUCUGUUAAAAAAUUAGCCACACCUAAGAUUCUUCAAGAUAAAACGUGGAGCGAAGACGAUUGUAUGUGUGAAUCAAGUUGGUGCAUUUUUCUCACAUUGAAAACUGCACUGAGUGAUAACUUCUGUGUAGUUUGUUUGACAAAGACUGGGUCACAUUUUCAAGAUCGUCGAGGAAUUUAAUAUUCGGUACAUUAUCUUGGAACGAUGAAGAUAAGUGUAAUAAAAAUAGUGAGCGCGUAAUUUGCUAGAGACUUUACAGCAUCGAGAGUGCCGUAUAAAAACAGUAUUCAGUUUUCUCGCAAUCGCUCAGAGUAUGCACUGACGUCAACGACAGUGGACGAAGUGAACCUUUGGGAAGAAUCGUUGAAGUCAGUGACUGCAUCCAGCAAAUUUGAAUCGCAGUGGAAGAAAUAAAUAGCAAAUCUCGCCGCCUACGAGGAGACAAAUCGUAGGUCUUGGAAAGACUGUCGAAAGGGCGACGCGCCUCGCCGGAUAUUGCUGCUGACGCGAUUGCACAAGCUUACUCUUAGACUGGAGCUGUACUUGCCGUACGCACCGCUGCCGGGGGGCGGCGGGAUCCUCCCGGCGGUGAGCGGCAGCGGUGCUUCCGGUGGUUGUCGUCCGGUGCUCCUGGGUGGUGUCGAUCUGUCGAUGUCGGCAGCGGUGCAGCCGCCGGUCGCGACGCUACCGACGAGCUUGACCAGCAGCGGUCCGAUAGCGGCUCACAAUUCUCUGCACCACACUUCCGGCGGCCUGGCCCUGCCGCUCGGGGCCGCAGCGGGCCCGCCGGUGAUGAUGCCGCGUCCACCGCCGGGUGCCAUGCCGCCGCUAGGACCCACGUUGCCAUCGACGCAUCAGGACGAGGAUCUAGCCGACGCAGCGCCCAACCAGGACGUCCUGCUGGCGCUCCUUGCGAGGAAUAAGAAUCUAGAAGAACGGAGGAUCAAAACACCAAGCCGUUUUACUAUCAAGGAAGAAUCCACGAUACCAAAAUGCGGUGGAUGUCAGGAAGUUAUUUUGGACAAAUACGUUCUAAGGGUUUUGGAAAGGUGUUGGCAUGCAAGAUGUCUCACGUGUCGGGAUUGCGGUGCCAGGUUAACCGACAAAUGUUUCGCGAGAAACGGCCACGUGUUCUGCAAAGAUGACUUCUUCAAGUGUGGCAGGCGUUUCGGGACGAAAUGCGCGGGCUGCGGCCAAGGGUUGGCACCUUCGCAGGUGGUACGAAGAGCUCAGGAGUUGGUCUACCACCUGACGUGUUUUUCAUGCGCUCUUUGCUCUCGGCAACUGGACACUGGCGACGAGUUUUAUCUCAUGGAAGAUAGAAAACUCGUUUGUAAGCCUGAUUACGAGCAGGCAAAAGCGAAAGAACUGGCAGAUGGAGGAAGCAUAGACGGUGAUCAACCUAAUAAAAGGCCGCGAACGACGAUUACGGCAAAGCAGCUAGAAACUCUCAAGCUGGCAUACAACACCAGUCCGAAACCAGCGAGGCACGUACGGGAACAGCUGUCUCAAGACACCGGCCUCGACAUGCGCGUCGUUCAAGUCUGGUUUCAGAAUAGGAGGGCGAAAGAAAAGAGGCUGAAGAAGGAUGCCGGUAGGACAAGAUGGUCGCAAUAUUUUCGCAGUAUGAAAGGCUCCGGUGCUGGCGGUCAUUCUCCGAGACACGAUAAGCUUCUUGACAAAGACGAGCUGAAGGUAGACUUGGACUCCACCUUUGGUCAUCACGACUUGAGCAACGACAGCUACGGAACGGUGGUGAACAUGGGCUUGGAUGAGGGCGCGAGUCCAGGCGGCGGUGGCAACGGAGCUGGAGGUGGACCGCCUCGUGGAUACCUGGGAGCGACAACACCUCCGUAUCUAUCAACGUCCAGAUCGCCGUCCUUACCGCCCCAGUUCCCUUACCCGCCGGAUGCUGGUCUCUCGGUUUAUACCACGCUCGGGGGACCGGGCGGCAUGGUGCCAGGACCUGCGUCGGAUCUGAGUAACGAGUCGAGCGGCGGCGGCGGCGGAGGCGGCGGAGGCGGUGGUAGCGGCGGUGGCGGCGGUUACCCCGAUUUCCCACCGUCGCCGGACUCCUGGCUUGGCGAGCCACCGCCCCCGCAUGCUCACCAUCACUCCCACUCUCAUUCCCAUUACGCCACAUAACCCGCCAAAACCGCGCGUCGCCAAAUAUCGUAUAGAAUAACGUACUAUCGGCGUCAGCGUCGUCGUCAUCGUCAUCGUCAUCGUUAUUGUCAUCGUCGUCGUCGUUAUCGUCAUCAUCUUCGCGAUAGUUGAAAUGGCGAUAGAAAUGGCUUUCUUCGUUUCUCAAAUUCUUUUAUCAUCUUUUAUUCAGUUACGAACGAGUCUGAUUUGAUAAACUGUUUACUGAAAAAUCUUGAGAAAUCAAAUUUUCAAAAAUUAUUCUUGAAGAAUUCUUGAAAAAAUUAUUCUUGAAGAAGACAAUGCAAUAACUUCGAUGAUAAAACACGACGCUUACGAAUUUGUUGUGUAUCUCAUACAACUUAAAGUCGAAUUAUUCUACAACGGUAUUUUACACCGUCCCUCCUCACGAUCUCCCGUCAUCCGAGCGGCCGUAUCGACGCUGUGUAACGUUACACUUAUGGCACACGUACGAUUCGUAAUUGAUACUACGACUAAUCUAAAUAUAUUUAUGUACAAGUUCCUCGUUUCUCGGUAUUACGGAGUUUGAUUGUCGAGUAAUAAUAGGAGGUAGUGAUUUAAACGUGCCCUGGAUUGUUCGAUAUGAGGAUUGAUUCGUCGUGAUUCGGCGAAUGGAACGCAACAAGCGCUUGCUGAUUUCAAUUAUAUAAUUAAUUAUUUAAUUAGUUCUAAAAAAAUUAUUUAUUAAUUUAUUUCAUUUUGAUUAUUCUAUUACCCGAAAAGUUGACAAAAUAUCAAAAAUUUUAAAAAGAGUAAAGGUUUUUACAAUACGAACAUAGGCAGUUUUAAUUCUAAAAUAUAAUAUGAAAUGGUAUUUGAUCCACUCGAACAAAAUUCGCAUUGUCACGAUGAAUGUAAUCAUCCAUAUGACCGUACCACAGCCUAGAUCCAAUUUUCAUUUUACAAGUUUUCAAGAACUUCAAGGAAUACAGCCCACAAUUAAAACCAUUAAAUCGAUUUUAAUUUUUAAUUAUAUUUUUUUAUAGAGAUUUUAUUUUUUACAUUUUCUA
Molecule: messenger RNA, 6495 nt
Organism: Linepithema humile (Argentine ant)
Lineage: Eukaryota; Metazoa; Arthropoda; Insecta; Hymenoptera; Formicidae
Source: RefSeq, a predicted model, not a curated record